AUGACAGGGAAAUUCUGGAAACCCUCGGCCUGUGAGUGCACCCCUUUCGUUUCACGACAACAAGGGCGAAGAAGGCUGACUGGAGAGCAGAAAACCAGCCUUAUGGCUCCUAGAAGACGAUUCCGCCGAAAUGCCCUUGUGGUUUUCUUUCUUUGUUGUUUCUUCUUCAUUCUCAUGAACAACGGGAGAGUGACAUCAUACAACCAAAACUGUUGUAUACCCGCGCUCUCGUCCGUGUUGGAAUAUAUGGAAUACAUAGACAACAAACAAGCUGUUUGUAACAACUGGGUCCAGCUCGGCGGAUGGAACGGCGCUCCCGAAGACGGCAAGAAGUUCCUGUGCCUCGACGAGAGGUUCCGCCUCGACCGCAACGACUGCGUGGUCCUCUCCUUCGGCGUCAACAACGAGUGGUCUUUCGAGGAUGACGCCGAGAGCCUGGGCUGCAAGAUCUACGCCUUCGACCCAUCCAUGAGCGUCGAGGAGUACCACCGAUCUCCGAAAAUCAAAUUCUUCGGCAUUGGCAUCUCUGACUUCCAAGGAGAGAUGGAGGUCGGUCAGCUGAAGGACGUGAGGGCAGGGAAAGCGAAGACCCUCCCAGUCUUCCGCUAUGAGGAGAUCGUCCGGCGUCUGGGACUCGAAGGCCGCGUCAUCGACUACGUCAAGAUGGACAUCGAACUCGCCGAGCUGGACGUCCUGCGCGAUCUGCUGGACAACUCGCCUCGCCUCCUCAGGAACAUCAACCAGAUCGCGUUCGAAGUCCACCACGACCUGAUGGAAGGCAGGAUGCGAGCGGGCAGCAACGUGCAAGAUUUCUGGACGCUCUUCCACCGCCUCGAAUGCGCUGGCUUCCGGAUCCUCUAUUCGCGCACGGCGUCCAUCUGGCAGGAGAUGGUGUGGUCCAGGGAAAUACAUGCAAAUUAG
Molecule: messenger RNA, 921 nt
Organism: Penaeus chinensis
Lineage: Eukaryota; Metazoa; Arthropoda; Malacostraca; Decapoda; Penaeidae
Exons: 6
Coding region: 1-921 (306 amino acids)
Source: RefSeq, a predicted model, not a curated record